AUGGAGCCAGGACCAGAAGACUUUCAACCCUACAUCCAUCCCAUAGGGCCUGAUUUUGGUCUACCGGUGAUGAAAGAUUUCAACCCGCAUUAUGCUCAAUACAUGCCCUCCAGCUUAUCUGACCCAGGCUUCUAUCAGAACAGUCUCGUUUCCGACUUCAGACCUUUGCUCAAGGUUGAUGAAUACAGCGACAUCAUCUACAAUCAAAGACCGCUGAGAGACGAUUGUGUACAUCCUCCCACAACACAGAUCCAACCUGCUGAAAUUGAGCUUCAAUCAUCAUGGCCUCUAUCAACGAGCUAUCCUCUGAUGCUGCAAACCAGCAAUUCCCUAGCACCAACCUCAAAUAUAGGGGGCAUCCCUUUUCUGCACCAGCCGGGAGCUCCCGUCUCGCCACCACAUUCAAAUUAUCAUUUCUUUGAUGAUGCUGCUCUCAGGACGCCUUGGUCAUCGCCUGAAUACAUGCCUUGUGAACCUCUGUCAACUAAUGGAGACGAGGACGAACUGACAGAUGAUAAACCAUAUGCGAAGUUGAUAUGGGAAGCACUGAUGGAAGCUCCCAGAAAACGAAUGAUGCUGAGAGAUAUCUAUGAAUGGUUUCGCCAGAAUACCACCAAAACCCAAGACAAUGCGACAAAUGGGUGGCAAAACAGCAUCAGACACAACUUGUCGAUGAACAAGGCUUUUGAGAACGACAGAGAACAAGGGCGUGGCAAUGCAAGAAAAGCCAACAGCGUCUGGGUUCUGACAGAAGAUGCCAUACAAAAUGGGGUUCAGUCAACUACUAGAUACCGCAAGUCAGGUGGUGGCAAGCGGCCGUUGACCCGCGCGCCUGCAUUGCAACGACAAAGAUCUGGGGCAAGAGGGGGACGAGCUGCUCGUCGGUCUGCAAGAUACAGACGGCAAGCCCAGCUGUGCUUGGAUCAUCCUACGCCGUCUUCGUACAGUCCAGACACCCCGUCAUAUUCAGACAUAAGCGACUGUGGCCUUGACAACCAGGAAUUCCGGCCGGCCUUCAGGAGUUGCCCUUUGACCCCGUUGGAAGGACACGCCCAGCUGGCGCAUGACGCCACUCAUCACAUGCACCUACACACAUGGAAUCCAGUGGAUUUGGAUUUACAUCACACUGGUAACGGUGCCGAAAACACUGCGCAUAUGCAGAAUCCACUGCUAAGCCCAAGGGACAAUCAGUACAUGGGCUGCAUGGGGGAUGUACAGAUGAGCGAGAUUUGA
Molecule: messenger RNA, 1233 nt
Organism: Exophiala aquamarina CBS 119918
Lineage: Eukaryota; Fungi; Ascomycota; Eurotiomycetes; Chaetothyriales; Herpotrichiellaceae
Exons: 2
Coding region: 1-1233 (410 amino acids)
Biological process (GO): regulation of transcription by RNA polymerase II
Molecular function (GO): DNA-binding transcription factor activity, RNA polymerase II-specific; RNA polymerase II cis-regulatory region sequence-specific DNA binding
Source: RefSeq, a predicted model, not a curated record